Klebsormidium nitens is the source of this 1204-nucleotide messenger RNA. NCBI's taxonomy places the organism in Eukaryota, Viridiplantae, Streptophyta, Klebsormidiophyceae, Klebsormidiales, Klebsormidiaceae. The record is from the annotation of a GenBank genome assembly.
AAAUGCCUGAGGCUGGAGCUCACUGGAGGCUGACGCCCCGGAACAGUGAAAGCUAGUGCAAUGCAGGAAGGGAGGCUGCUCAGGUUUAUGUCCAAUGGGUGCAAUGAAACAGCGGGCAAAGGCGCUUGGCAAUGUGGAUGGAGGCAGUUUGGGCUCACUAGCAUCUGACACAAUCACGGGACUAUUCCCAUAAUCGGCACUCUGCAGCUAGCGCACCAUCUACUCUCUUCUUCAACCCAAGUUCGAUUCUGAGCUUACACACUAGAACGUGUUCACUACACAAUCAAUGCACUGCACGAGGUGGUUGCGCUUCACAGGCCCUUUUGCGGCAAUCAAGACCAGCGUAAGCACAACUAGAGGCGGUGCCACGAGCAAACCACAAUCUGGGCCACCAAAUCCUGCAUUGCUCCUCAAGGCAGAGGCCCAUUCCAGCAGAGCGAUGCCUCCAGUGCGCCGCAGCUCCCGCUUGGCGAAGAAUCAAGAGGAGGCCAGCCUUGCUGAUGAAUCAGUGCUCAAGGAGCUGGCUCCUAACCCCCCAAUCCCCACCAAAACAGGGCCGACAAGAGACGCCGAAGCACUGCAGUGGGCAGCGGGUUUCAAGCGGGUGGCCGGAGUUGAUGAAGCGGGGAGGGGGCCGCUGGCAGGCCCGGUAGUGGCGGCCGCCUGCAUUCUACCCCCCAAUUUCGAGAUUCCAGGGGUAGAUGACAGCAAGAAAGUGUCUGAAGCAAACCGUGAUCGGUUGUACGAUAUCAUCACCAAUGCGCCGGGGGUGGAGUUUGCAGUCUCAGUGGUGGAUGUGGAGACGAUCGAUCAGAUUAACAUCUUGGAGGCGGCUAUGCUUGCGAUGGCAAACGCUGUAAAAUUAGUGCGCGCAGACUUUGCCCUUGUUGAUGGGAACCGGAUACCGAAGCAACUGGCUGCUAGCGUUUCAAAGGCAAUAGUUGGGGGAGACGCGCUCUCCACCUCAAUAGCUGCAGCUUCAAUCAUUGCGAAAGUGACAAGAGACAGGCUGAUGUGUGAAUUCCAUGAGCAGUGGCCAGAGUAUGGGUUCAAGGCUCACAAAGGAUAUGGAACAGCAGCUCAUAUGGAGGUGUUGAAACGCUUGGGGCCUGUCGUAAUACACAGAAGAACGUUCCAGCCUCUGAAGGGCUGGUUAGAGCAACGAAAGUUACAGUCGUUGGAGACGCACUUCAAGCUCAUCUGA